Molecule: messenger RNA, 2657 nt
Organism: Carassius carassius (crucian carp)
Lineage: Eukaryota; Metazoa; Chordata; Actinopteri; Cypriniformes; Cyprinidae
Product: nuclear receptor subfamily 5 group A member 2
Exons: 7
Coding region: 289-1839 (516 amino acids)
Biological process (GO): hormone-mediated signaling pathway; tissue development; regulation of transcription by RNA polymerase II
Cellular component (GO): RNA polymerase II transcription regulator complex
Molecular function (GO): nuclear receptor activity; zinc ion binding; RNA polymerase II cis-regulatory region sequence-specific DNA binding
Source: RefSeq, a predicted model, not a curated record
AACUUCACAGAUAGAGAGACGCAGAGCGCGCGAAGGAGGGGCUCGCGCGAAGUUGCUGACAGCUCGCGCAGUCCGGUUUAAAGAGCAGCAUCUCCUACUCGAUGCAAAGACCACCCUAAUGAACGUACACCGCGUGUGAACAACUCCUAAAAGAAGGACAGGCGUCUUGUAGGUGCACACACACACAGGAUUUGUUUCGGACGCUUGGACGGUGUUUUUGAGAGUCUCUGGUGUUCCUCGCGCGCAGGCGGAGCGGCGCGUGCUCAUCUUCGGCUCAGCAGAGCUGUCAUGCUGCCUAAAGUCGAUUCAGAAUCUCUGGGACUCGCUCGAUCGCAUGGGGAACAGGGGCAUAUGCCUAGAAACAUGCAAGCGCCCCAGUUUAAAAUGAUGGACUACUCCUACGACGAAGAUUUAGACGAAAUGUGUCCAGUGUGCGGAGACAAGGUGUCCGGAUAUCACUAUGGUUUGCUGACCUGUGAGAGCUGUAAGGGCUUCUUCAAGCGCACGGUGCAGAACAACAAGCGCUACACAUGUAUUGAGAACCAGAGCUGUCAAAUAGACAAGACCCAGCGGAAACGCUGCCCCUACUGUCGCUUCCAGAAGUGCCUCAUUGUCGGCAUGAAACUGGAGGCUGUGAGGGCCGAUCGAAUGAGAGGAGGUCGCAACAAGUUCGGCCCCAUGUACAAACGAGACCGGGCGCUCAAGCAACAGAAAAAAGCCCUGAUCCGUGCCAAUGGACUCAAGCUGGAGGCCAUGACGCAAGUCAUGCAAACUGUCCCAGCGGACCUCACCAUUACCUCUGCCAUUCAGAACAUCCAUUCAGCCUCCAAGGGGCUUCCACUGAGCCACCACCAUCAUCACCACCAUCACCACCACCACAGCUCCUCCAGCGCAGGCCUGCCCCCUGCAGACUUUGACCGCAGUCCCUUCGUCACCUCGCCGGUCAGCAUGGCCAUGCCGCCGCAUGCCGGAGGACUGCAGGGCUACCAGGCAUAUGGCCACUUCCAGAGCCGCACCAUCAAGUCAGAGUAUCCUGACCCCUACACAAGCUCACCGGAGUCCCUCAUGGGCUACCCGUACGUAGAAGCCUAUCCGGGUGGAUCGCCAGCCACCUUCCCUCACCUUGUGAUGGAGCUGCUCAAGUGCGAGCCGGACGAGCCUCAGGUGCAAGCGAAGAUCCUAGCGUACCUCCAGCAGGAGCAGGCCAGCCGAGGCAAGCACGAGAAACUCAACACUUUUGGCCUCAUGUGCAAGAUGGCUGACCAGACACUAUUCUCAAUUGUAGAAUGGGCCAGGAGCAGCAUCUUCUUCCGGGAACUGAAGGUUGACGACCAAAUGAAGCUUCUCCAGAACUGUUGGAGUGAACUCCUCAUCCUGGACCACGUUUUCCGGCAGGUGAUGCAUGCCAAAGAGAGCUCCAUCCUCCUGGUCACGGGGCAACAGGUGGAUUACGCCCUAAUUGCCUCCCAAGCCGGUGCCACACUCAACAACCUCCUGAGUCACGCACAGGAGCUGGUGAGCAAACUACGAUCCCUCCAGCUGGACCAGAGGGAGUUUGUCUGCCUCAAGUUCCUGGUGCUGUUCAGCUUGGACGUCAAGAACCUGGAGAACUUCCACCUGGUGGAGAGCGUCCAGGAACAGGUCAACGCGGCACUGCUGGACUACGUCAUGUGCAACUAUCCUCAGCAGACGGACAAGUUUGGCCAGCUGCUGCUGCGGCUGCCGGAGAUCCGGGCCAUCAGCCUGCAGGCCGAGGAGUAUCUGUACUACAAACACCUGAACGGUGACGUGCCCUGUAACAAUCUACUCAUAGAGAUGCUGCACGCCAAACGUGCCUGAGGACCGUCUCGACACGAGCAUCAUCACCAGACAACACCAGCCUUCGACCGAUGCACACUCACUGCAUGGGUUUGGGCCAGACUCUUUGGAUCUGAGAACCCCAUAGCGAGGGUUUGGCGAAGGGCAGAUGCAUUUCUGGUAAAGACAUGAAUGAAUCCAGAGUUAUAAUGACCUCUAGGCUGCGGAUUUGUCGUAGUAUUGUCAAACCAUGACUGUCAGUCGUUAUUUGUUGUGUGUGCAACUGAUCGAAUCCUCCACCUUACACUCAGACUUGAGGUGGCGGGUUUAAGAUGACUGGGAAAGGACUGGGCGCUCUUUCAAGACUGGUUUGCCAGCACUGACCCAAAGUUUCCAUUAGGACCUGGCCAUGUGGCCUUCCUUUGUCUGUUUUAAGGCACACAAGCUGGGCCAGAGCCAGAAGGUGGAGGUAAGAUGGACAACCAGACAUUGCCUGCAUCUGACCCUACUAAGACUUUAUUCCAACCCCUCACCAAAAAGAAAAAAACCUCUUUUCAAAUGGGCAGCCAUUUCUUCUUCUUUGUCACUGUGAGGCUGCUUUUACCAAUAUUUUCUCACCAAAAAUGGAAAAGGAUGAAUAUCACAAAAUCUGUCAAGAACAUGUCUGGGUCAUAUUUAAUCUCAAAAUCAUAAGAUAUGAGAAAUGAUUGAUGUCUAAUAUGUGGUCCAACGGCACAAAAAAAAAAUUAUAAUAAAUUAUUCUGAAUACUGAAUAAAAAGUAAUUUUGUGGGAAAAUAUGCUAAAUGCGGUCAUGAAAAUAAGAAUUAAUAAUUAUUAGACAUUUUAUUAAUUUUUUAUU